Folsomia candida is the source of this 7024-nucleotide messenger RNA. It is a transcript of the gene Tet, whose product is annotated as DNA N6-methyl adenine demethylase-like. Gene Ontology annotation, biological process: positive regulation of transcription by RNA polymerase II; oxidative demethylation. The transcript is spliced from 12 exons. The record is from RefSeq and is a predicted model, not a curated record. Gene Ontology annotation, molecular function: DNA 5-methylcytosine dioxygenase activity. Lineage: Eukaryota; Metazoa; Arthropoda; Collembola; Entomobryomorpha; Isotomidae. Bases 864 to 5636 code for a protein of 1590 amino acids. Gene Ontology annotation, cellular component: nucleus.
ACCAAAAAGUAGCUCCAGUCUUGCCCAAGUCUUCCCACGACACACACCGCACGCACCGCUCACCCCACAUCGUCACGUUUCUGGAGAACAAAUUCACCGGAAAUUGGAGAAAAUAAAAAAAAAACUGAUUUUUUUUCUCCGAAAAAAUGGACCCGAUCGGCCCAGCGGGCCAAAUUUGUGGAAAAGUCAAAAGAUUUUCGUGAAGGUGAAGGUCGUCGACUCGGCUUUUUCUCCUCUUCUCAUCCUCUCAAUGGGGGAACAAAACAUACAAUUCAAGCUUAAUUUUACGAUUGAGUGGAAGUUUUAUUAGGAAACUUUCAAGUUUUCGGGUACUCAUUGAGAAUUAAUUAAGAGUGCUAUUUUAGGUGAAAUUAUAUAGAAAAAAACUUCCACAAGGGAAUUUGUGAGAUUAUUUACAGAAUUUUUGACAGUUUGUUGAAAUUUUUGCCCAAUGAGAGUUUUAAUUAUGUAUUAAAAAGUGGUGACAAUUAGUAAAAAAAGUGGAAUGAGAAACAUACCAAAUAUUUCCGAGAAACCGGAACGGAUGCUGUGACGAUUUUUGUGACGAGGUGAGAGGAACGAAUUGUUUUCAGUGUUCUGUUGUUAGUGAGUGAAGAAGCAGGAAAAUAUUUGGAUAAGGGAGUAAAAACAGAUAAGGAACACUUUUAUUUUUCCUUAUCAAGGAAAAACAUUGGCGAGAAUUUCUUUUUAAUGAACUCUGUCGGGAAAAAUAUUGAAAGAAAAAACACCGGGAUAAGAUUAAGUUUUUCGGUUUAAUUGGAAUUAACGGGAUUCGUAAAUUAAGAAAAAAACUUGGCCAAGGAAUUUGCCCAAUUUGUGACAAGAUUGCCGUGAAGUAGAGAAUGUCGAGCUACGGCUACCCGACGCCGGAUCAGGGUCCGUUACCACCCUCGGCGUACGCGAGGGAUCGAUUCUGGUCGAGUCCUCCCACUUCGGGUGGUGGUGGGGGUGCUGGUGCUGGGGACCCGUGGGGAGCCUCCUACACCCCACAGCUCGAAAUCUCAUCCUUUUCUAAUUCAAACUAUUUAUCUUAUCCUAACGGCGCAGCGCAGAAUAAUUCUUCUUCGUCGUCAUCGCCCGGUUCGGUGCAGCCUGGAAGUCAGAACGAUCUCACUUUUUCCGGUCCAAGUCCACCAAAUCCGACGCAACUGCAGCCCAUUUCUUAUCCACCGCCUCCCUCGCCAUGUCGUGGUGGAGGUUACACCCCGUCGUCAACGCCCACGCCCUUGAUCACGCCGAAACAGGCGAACGGAGGAGUGAACGGUGGGGGGUCGUCGUCUCAUAAUAAUCAUCAUUCUUCUUCAUCUGCGUCGAAUUCUCCGCCAAAUAAUGGACUUAAUACUUCGAGAGCGUUCUCAUAUCUGGAUCAGGAGAAUCCGACGAGUAUGCAGAACGGGGGGCCACCAAACGGUGGACCAUCAGGUUCCUCGACCCUUCUCAGUUUAGGGGGAAAUAAGAACGAGAUGAUAAACGGUGGUGGCGACGAGGGGAUGUACCGCGCAGGAAAUGGGGGGUCAAGAUACGGAGACGGCGGCCCCCUCAACAUAAAGUCCGAACCGGGCUCUUCCGAGUAUCAAUCGUACCACCAAUCCUACUACCAAAACUACCCCACGCCCACCACCACGACGACUUCCGGUGGUGGUGGAGGAGGCUACAACCAGCAAAAUUAUUACCAUCAAGACAACAAUUCUUCCUCCUCGUCCUCCUCAGCCUCGUACAAUCCGUACAAUCAACAGCAACACCACACCCACUCGCACCACCACCAACAGCAGCAGCAGCAGCAACAAAUGUACCCCGCUUAUCCCCCCGACCACCCACACCACCACCCGCACUCCCACACCCAUCCCCACCAGCAGCAGCAAGAUUACGGUGGCUCAAAUUAUGGUGGUGGUGGUGGUCCUCCUCCGAACAAUUCCUCCUCGUCGUCCUCCUCCCCACCGAAUAACAACGAACGAAAACCCACCCCUCCGAAACAACCCGUCAUCCCCGGGUCACAAGAUCCCGGUAAAAUGUACGACUACAAUUACGACCCUUCCUCCUCUUCGAACCAUGCGACAAGUCCGCCAGCCUCGUCGUAUCGAUCAUACGCUGCUAAUUCUUCUUCCCCGCCAAAUUCUUCCCUCGUCAAGAUGGAGGCUAGGACGUCGCCGAAUAACAAUUCGACAUCGCCACCAAGCACGACAACUACCACGCCACUGAUUCCUCCUCCCGUGGCGACGACGACGACGACGAAAGGGAAAAACGGGAAGGACAAGAAGAAGAACAACAAUUCGGUGCUUCCCCCACCAAAUUCUCUUCAGGACAAGAAAGAAUUUGGUGGGGAGAAUAAUAAGGGGACGGGUAAAUCUGACCAGGUGCCGUUGCCGCCACCACUCCCGGCAGCCGCCGCAGCGGGGGCGAAGAAGAAGCGGAAAAAGCGCACGAAACCCACCGCUGCGGAGGGGAAGAAGGGAGACAGCAGUAAUUCUGAGUUUGGGAGAGGUAUUAAGGAAGAGGGGAAGGAAGGUGGGGGGAUUUCCGGGGUUGGGAAUAAAGGGAAGAAAGGUGGCGGUGGUGGUAAACAAAGCCAGAUUCAGCACUUGCAGCAACAAAGGUCUGUGGAUGAGGAGGAUCUUCUCCUUGAUUUGGAGGAUGGUGGUGGUGGUCCUGAUUAUAAUGAUGAUGACGACUCGAAGGGGAGGAGUGGUGGUGGGGGUGCUGGUGGGGGCAGUGACAAGGACGUGCCGAUGGUGGAAUGCGGCUGUUUUCCGGCCGACGAGGUGCACGCCGAGCCUGGACCAUUUUACACGCACUUGGGCGCGGCACAGAAUUUGAUCGAAUUGAGAAAAGUGGUCGAGAGUAGGACGGGUUUUAGGGGAAAUCAAGUUCGGUUGGAGAAGGUUAUUUACACGGGAAAAGAAGGCAAGACCGGGGUGGGAUGUCCGUUAGCUAAAUGGAUCCUGCGGCGCGGCUCGUUCGAGGAGCAGCUCCUCUUCCUCGUGAAACAACGGAAAGGUCACAAAUGCUCGACGGCGUGGAUCGUCGUCUGCUGCGUUAUUUGGGAAGGAGUCCCUCCGCAUUUUUCGGACAAUCUGUACGACACUUUGGUUUACAAGUUGAACCGGUUCGGGAUUCCGACGACGAGACGGAGCGAUACGAACGAGCAGAGGUCGUGUGCGUGUCAGGGGGUGGAUCCAGACACGUGUGGCGCCGCGUACUCCUUCGGCUGUGCGUGGUCAAUGUUCUUCAACGGGUGCAAGUAUGCGAGGAGUCGGAACGUUCGAAAGUUCCGCUUGACGGAGGAGCAUGAGGAGAGCGAACUAGAGGAGAAAGUGCAACACUUGGCGACCCAUUUGGCCCCGUUGUACGAACGUGUCGCCCAAGAUUCGUACACGAACCAGAUCGAUCAUGAAAACGAGGGGCUCGAAUGUCGCCUCGGGUACCGGCCGGGUCGCCCGUUUUCCGGGGUCACGGCAUGUCUCGACUACUGCUCCCACGCCCACAAGGACGCUCACAACAUGAUGAACGGGUGCACAGUGACCGUGUCACUGGCGAGACACCGCACCCUGUCGAAACCCGACGACGAGCAGUUCCACGUCCUCCCGCUGUACAAAUUGGACGACACGGACGAGUACGGGUCGAAAGAGGGGCAAAAGGCUAAAAUCAAGAAGGGACAGUUGGAAAUUUUGAAAAAGUAUCCUUGCAAAGUUCGAAUCCGGAAAGUUCCCCUGCUCCCAUCGAGACGCCGAGCGAAGGCAAAAUCGCCCGGAGGGGGUGGCGGUAGUGGAGGCGGCGGCGGUGGAUCGAAGGGAGGCAGUGAAAGCAACAGUUCAACGCCCACAGUCACACCCACCACGCCGACAUCAAAGAUACCACAGCAAUCGGGAGGCAUUUUGGGGGGUGGGAUUGGAAACGCCCUGCUGGGAGGGAUUGGUGGCGGUGGUGGCGAUUAUGGCUCGGAAAUGCCCCCCGCGAAAAGGGAAAAAUUGUUUGAUGAGAGGUUAUCGAACGGCGGGGAUGCGUACGGAGACAGGUUUCAUCAUCAAGGUGGAGGUUACGGAUUAGGGCAGCAGUUACCUGGAUUGGGACAUUCGUUCAAUGAUCUCACUGGAGGUGGUGGAGCCCCAUCGGGGACAGGAUCGCUCUGGAACACCCCCCAUUUCGGGAUGGGCGGCUCCUCCUCAUCGCCCUCAAACUCCUCUCCCCAUCACCGCGGUCUCUCCUCCUCCUACUUCGACCACGCCUCUUCUUCCACCUCGUCAUCCUCCCUUUCCGGUGGGGGUGGUGGUCCGCUCGGCCCUGGUGGGACAUCCUCCUCCCUCUCGUCUCUCACCGAACUCACAAAUUCCACCAUUUCCCGGCAUGGAUCUACCUCUUCGACCGGCGGUGGCGGAUCCUCCUCGUCAUCCACUCUCCUCAGUUCACCCGGUUCUUCCGGUGGGAACCCGGGUUCCGCGUCAUCUUCGGGAUACUCAUCAAUGUCCCCGAUCCUCCCCUCCUUUCGAAAUACGUUCAUGACAGAAGCGGAAUCACUCGGAUUGGGAGAAAACAACUCUGCCUCGUCCUCCUCCUCCAGCCCACGGUCACACCAGCAGCAAAAACAGCAGGGCCAGCAGCAGUCCCACCACCACCAGCAACAACAACUCCAAUCCACCCCCGCAUUUCAAGACCACACCUCCUCUCACCCGUACGGCGCCUCCGCCUCCUCCUCUUCUUCAUCCCCCUACAACCCCGGCGGUUCUUCCUCCUUACAUUACGCCUCCUCCACACCGCUCUACCACCCACAACCCCACAACCCGUGCCUUCCCCCUACCUCCCACCUCCACCACAAUUCCCACCACCACAACCCGUACCAACCUCAAGCCUACCACCCACACGACGCUCCCUCCCCCUACACGGCCUCGUUCCCCCCCUCGCUCGGCGGCUGGUCUGCCGCUGCUGCGGCGUACUCCUCAAACUACGCGGCUGCCGCGGCGUACUCUUCCUACCCUGGCCUACAAGCGCCCAAUUACAUGUCGCACCAUCACCAAUACUCGCCGUAUCAUCAUCAACACCACAUCCCACCGCCGCCCCCGUCACGCAUGAUUCCUGGCCAGUCGUCGGUCGGCUCGUCCUCCGCGUGGGGUCAGUCGCCGCAUCAGUUCAACUUCUCCGCUGGCGGACAACCCGCCCCACUCGGGAUGAAUAUGAACAUGAACAUGAAUCUCGUCCCGCCACAAGGCGGACCAGUCCCGGGACCACCGCCGUCCUGUUUUGUGACGCCGCCAAAGCCGAAAGUCAUCCCGGAAGUGAACGAGUCCUCCUCGGAUAAUGAGGACUGCUUCAAAGACCCCGCCAUGGGUGGCGUGGCGAUCGCUUUGACGCAUGGGUCCGUCAUUUUGCAAUGUGCGAAGCAUGAAAUGCAUGCCACGACGGCGUUGAAGAACCCGAAUCGGAUGUACCCGUCGAGGAUUUGUCUCAUAUUUUAUCAGCAUAAAAGUAUGAAUAACCGGUUUCACGGGUGGUCCGAGUGGGAGAAGAAGAUCGAGGCGAAAAAGUUGCAGGAAGUGAAGCUGAUCAAUCAAGGAAAGAUGGAGGCGAGUCCGAGGAAGAUGAAGCAGUUGAUUAAAGAGGGGUACAUUCAGGACCAGCAGUGAUUUUGAGAGGGGGGAAUAUUGACCAAGAAAUUUCGACCACUUUUUUUCAUGAUUUAGAGUUUUCCUGAAAUUAACUCUUUGAGAUUUCCGAGAUCAAAAUACCAUAGUGAAAUUCUCUUUUUAAAGACGAAACGUAAAUCAAGUAUGCAAUUAGGGUUAGAGGGGAGAUAAGUUUAAUGCGGGGGGAUAGUUAUAUUGCUUUACUCUUUAGUAACUUGCGCCAUAGUUAUGUACAUAAUAUUGGCGCAAGUUGGUAAAGAGUGAAGUGUAGACUUAUCAGGAAAUUGAAGUCAUUCUUGUAGUUAUCUUAAUUUAUGAGUCAGUUAUCUUAUCAUGAAUUUGAGAUCUCAUAAAAUAUUUACAUACAUACGUAGUUAAUUUCCUUAUUUAGUUUUACGGUACGGAAAAUUUAAAAUUUUAAUUAGUUCAUUAAUCAUUAAUAAUUAUGGACAAAGAUAAAUGUACAAAAAAGUACAAGAAAUCGAAAUCAAUGGAUGCAAAAGAAUCAAUCAAUCUCAAAAAAUCAAUCAAGUAUAUUUACUUUGUAAAAUAUAAGUAGGAAAAGUUUCAAAUUGUAAAAAAUCUCAGAGAUUAUGAAAUUUUUAAAUAAAUAAAAUCUUUUUUUAAUUAAGAAUUCAUCGCAGCAAUUAAAGCGAUAAUUAUUAUUCGUACUAAUUAAUUAAUGAAGUUAAAAGAUAGUCAUCAUUCCAUUAUUUAUUUGUUUAUUAAGUAUGUAAAUUAGGUACGAAUUUACAUAAAUACAUAACAUCACUGCUAAUUAAAUGGUACUAUGUAUAAUAUUAUGAUAACCUGUAUACAUAAGAUAAGUUGUUAUCCUUAUUAAUUUUAAUAGAAUAGUUAAUAAGGAUAUAUAAUUUUCUCGCUAAAGAUAUUUCCAUAUGAAGUAAAUUGGCAACAAUGUUUGGAAAAUAAUUAUCCUAAGUAUGAAAAAAUGAAGUGAAAAUGAAAUACUGUUCGACCUAAAAAACCUAUCAAAAUUCAGAUUCAGUUUAUUUCGAAAAUGAAAAUAAUUCUUAGAAAGAAAUUGAAAUUAAAAAAAUGUAACGUUAAAGAUCUAGGAAAUACAAGCUGCAAUUAAAUAUUUAAUUGUUUACGUAAUCUGUGUCAAUCAAAAUACAUAAUGGUGAAAUUAAUGAGAAGAUGGAAUGAAGCAACUGAAGCCAAAGAAUCAGCAAGAAGAUUAAAUAUGAUAAGAAAUCUAAACUUCCAAAUAUUUUAAGGAGGUUGAAUCCCAUUUUAAAAAGUCAUGCAGUUUGAUUAAUUAUUAUUAUCGUUAAAAUGUUAAAUAGUUGUACAAGUAAGCAUGUAAAAAAGAAAAGAGAUGAAUCAAUCAAGAUGAAAUACAUCACAACUUGUUGAAAAAAAAA